Messenger RNA from Sus scrofa (pig), 2796 nucleotides. It is a transcript of the gene METTL23, whose product is annotated as methyltransferase like 23. The record is from RefSeq and is a predicted model, not a curated record. NCBI's taxonomy places the organism in Eukaryota, Metazoa, Chordata, Mammalia, Artiodactyla, Suidae. Gene Ontology annotation, cellular component: cytoplasm; nucleus.
GUCACUUCCGGCAGCUCUGCCUUCUCCUGGCCAGCUUCCGGCCGGUCUGCUGCUCCAAGCACCUGUUCCGUGUCUCAUUUUCCUGGCUGCCGGUCUGUUCUAGCCGCGUGGUUACUUUGUCGUCCGAGGGGUGCUCCCCCCUCUUUGCGGUCGGGUACUAGCGACCUGAGGUGGCGCCAAGGCGGCAACCUCAGGCAGGCCGGGGGGACCCCCACGUGCGCAGCCUGGAAGCCUGGCAAGCCCUGCGCCCUCCCCUGCUCCCGGCCCACCCGGGGGCCACCGACUCCACUCCCGGAGAGUGUGGCUUCCGAGGGCAUGUGGUCCGGGCUCAGCGCUUUCGGUUCUCGGAGGAGCCGAGCCUGGGAGCCGAGGGGGCAGUGCUGGAGGUCCACGUCCCGCAGGUCUUGCAUCUUCAGUAUGGAAUGUAUGUUUGGCCCUGUGCUGUGGUCCUGGCCCAGUACCUGUGGUUUCACAGAGGAUCUCUGCCCGGCAAGGCUGUCUUAGAGAUUGGAGCUGGAGUGAGCCUUCCGGGAAUUGUGGCUGCAAAAUGUGGUGCUGAAGUAAUACUGUCAGACAGUGCAGAGCUGCCUCACUGCCUGGAAAUCUGUCAGCGUAGCUGCCAAAUGAAUAACCUGCCUCAAGUGCAGGUCAUAGGACUCACAUGGGGUCAUGUAUCGCAGGCUCUUUUGGCUCUACCACCACAAGACAUUAUCCUUGCAUCUGAUGUUUUCUUUGAACCAGAAGAUUUUGAAGACAUUUUAACUACAGUUUACUUUUUGAUGCAGAAAAACCCCAAAGUCCAAUUAUGGUCUACUUACCAGGUGAGAAGUGCUGACUGGUCACUUGAAGCUUUGCUCUACAAGUGGGACAUGAAAUGUGUCCACAUUCCUUUGGAGUCUUUUGGUGCAGAUGAGGAGGCUAUAGCAGAAUCUGCCCUCCCAGGAAGACAUACUGUUGAAAUGCUGGUUAUCUCCCUUGCAAAGGACAGUCUCUGAAUUACACCUACAAGCUGUUUCAGGACAGCGUCAAUGCUGAUUAGCAACCUGGCAAGCCAACUGUGUGGCUCAGGCCACUUCAGCUUAAGUACAAGCAGUAGAUUUGAAAAUGGUCCUAUCUGAUUGUGAGGCAUCACUUAACCAUUAAAAUGAAAAUUAAAACACUUCUAAGAAAAAAGACUUGGAUUCUUCCUAAGUCAUUAAAAUAGGACAUAAAUUAGGUUGAGAGAAGAGGCUACCCACGACCUCAACAAAAGUGCUACCUAUGAGCACUGAGUUUAGGGAUGGAUAGCGGGUGCUAAACUGGCAUUCCACUUUUUAACUUAGGGAGAAAAAUCAGCUCCUAGACAUUUCACUUUCAUACUUUACAGUAAGUUACAUUUGAGAAAACUACACAGGUCUUUCAAAUAAAUGGGGGGAAAAAAGACCAAGACAUAUUCUGAGAAAAGCUAACACCAAGAAAACGUUUUAAUUAAACUACAGAAACAAUGGUUAUAGUACAGAAUAUUCAUGAGCAAAAAGAUACACCAUGUUUUAAGUACUUACAAAGUUACAAACCAUUUCUUUGCUUCCUUAACAUUUUCCAUUUUAAGUUCAUACAUGAAGAUGAUCAGAUUUACCAUUUUUAAGGGGGAGAGGAAGAAAAAAAAAAGGUGUAUUUAUCAUCGCUAGAUGUGCUCACUGUAUGCUCCGUUAUUUAUAUGCAAGGCCCGGUUGACUGGAAGUGCAGUUGUCAGGCAUUUUAAUAAACUGGACAGCCAUUUGUUUCUGCACGACAAGGCAUCUUUACACAGGAGCAAUCAGGAGAAAACAGGAAACAGCCAAGCACUCUGCACUGCAACACGCCACCUUAACAGCUAACCAGCAUUACUCAACUGCUACACAACUGCGCCUAGUGCACAAAAAUACAUAAGAGAAGAGAUUAGAAUUGUGUUUGGUAAACAAUCCUUUCAAAAAAAUCAAGUCUUUUCACCUGAAAAGUCUUUAUACAAAUUUGGGUUCAGUUUACCAUUUAGACCUGAAGGUAAAUAACAUAUACAAACAAAUUUACACCAACUUUUGUAGGUUUUUAAUUUUAAGGUAUGAAGGCAAUGUUGAGUCAAUCUCUUGACAGCUUUAGGCUGUGUGUAAUGGCUGCACACUUGUUUCCUUAAAAGUCAGGAGGCCACAAAUUAGGUUACCAAUCUGUUUAAUUUCAAACAAAAAAAGUCAGCACUAUAUGAACAAAAAGGAAAUUUUACCUCAAAUAUCCAAGCCAAUAAUGAAAUCUGAAGUCGUUCACCUCACUAAAUUACAAGAAAUUUGAAUAACAGCAACAAAAUGGCACAUAAAAUGAUUUUGCCACCUGAGGCAAAGCUUAAAACAAGUAAAAAGUUAGACAAAAUGUUACAAAAUAACCUUUUCAAUAGCCAGUUGCUUGUUCCAAGGACUCCUGGAUGGACCGAGUACUGAGUCCGUGGUCCUUUUUUCCCCAAAUCUUCCUUUACGUUGCUUGUCGACGCAUCUAGGUUUGAAAAGAAAUAAGUUCAGUUUAUCUUCCAUUAUGAAGUCACGAAAAGCGCACAUGGUUUCAAUUUCAGUACUUACUAAGGCUUUGGUGAAACCAGUAGGUUACAGAAAGGUUCCAACCAGCCAUUAUCACAGUUUUUAAAGGCCCAAUUAGAAAAUUUCACAAAGGCUACCAUCAGCAUUAAGAGUUUGUGUUUAUGUAUUCUUGGCCAAAUAACCAAGGUGAAAAAUGGUAAGGGGGAGGGGAGAAAAAAAGAAAAGGAAAAAAAAAAAAAAAAAAAAAAGAGGGCUG